UCACAGUUGCUUCAGUACGUUUUCGCACGCUCAUUAAUGCAGUCGCAGUCGGAGCACGGCGGAGCUCCAAUCUCGAGCGAUUGGCAACGCGACGGCAAAGUCCUGAGAGUGAUUUCCUAUUAACCAAACAUGUUAGCGAAAUAAAAUGCAUAAAAUGCAGUUAGGGCCCAGUUGGCAAAUCUUACUAUUCUUAACGUGUCUCGUGCGCCUCUGCAAUGGCAGUGAAAUUCUUUUGCUCAUUUCGUGUCCACGGCAGGCGGCAGAGCACUGUCGCACCUGGCGCGAUAAUCUGCGGCAGCAACAAAUAUCGGACAAGAUCCCCAAGGAUUACGAUUACGCCAUUAAGGUGCACAUAAUGCAUGAACUAUUCAAUUACUGGACCCUGCUCGAUGCGCUGCCCUAUUUGAGAGGCAAGACACGUCUGCUAAACGCGAAUACCGAUUGGAUUAUCUGGUGUCAGCACAACACGCACGUCGCCUCGCUGCGUGGCCUGCUCGACCAACUGCAUCAGCGGGAUGCGCAAGAGCAUCAACUGUUCUUCUUAAUAUCCUUCCCAUUCCAGUUGGCUUAUUACGGACACGCCUUGUACGACACUGAGGCGACGAUUGUGCACCACUUUGCCAACUACAAGGAUCCAACAUGGUUUCCAUAUCCCAUGCUAAGUGCCGGCGUUGUUUUUACAGGUGCUUUGCUGCGAAGGCUCGUCGAACUUGUUGCUCUAAAUGCCCCAAAUGCCACAAGGCACAGCGAAUUUGCCAUAGAUGCGGCCCAUGAGUUGGCCCGAUUCAUUUUCGAUAAUAUAGCACCUGCCGGUGAUGGCAGCGGCAGCAGCAGCAGCAGCGGCAAUGGAAGUAACAACGUCGAUAGCAACAUCAGCAUCAGUAAAGACGACAACGACUUUGUCGACAUGUUGCAGCGCAAAAUAAUUUUGAAAAGUGCUGACUACAUUUGUCCCUGGGCGAGAGUGUCGGCAGCCUGGUCCUUGGCGUCCUUAGAGACGACAGCAGCAGCAACAGCAAAGGAGUCAACGCCUGUGUCCUGUGUCUUGCAUGCCAAGCCGGAAAUGGCCGCUGGGAGUGCUGUGCAUUGUGUGCACACAACUGGCGCACACAUCUAUUUUGCAAUCAAGACCUGUGCAAAAUUCCAUAAGGAGCGUAUACCAAUCAUCGAACGCACCUGGGCGCCCGAUGCCAUCCGGCGCAAAUACUACAGCGAUGUGGCAGAUGAUGGUAUACCUACGACCAACACUGGCCUACCCAAUGUACUGACUGGACAUUGUGCCAAAACAUUGGCAAUUUUGCAAUUAUCCCUCAAGGAUAUCAACGAGCUAACGGAUAUACGCUGGCUGAUGCUUGUCGACGAUGAUACGCUGCUAAGCGUACCACGGCUAAGCAAGCUGCUUGGCUGCUACAAUCACACCAAUCAUAUUUAUCUUGGGGAACGCUAUGGCUAUCGACUAUAUGCCCCGGAUGGCUUCAAUUACCACACAGGUGGCGCUGGCAUAGUGCUUAGCGUGCCGCUGCUGCGACUUGUGGUGCAGCGGUGCAGUUGUCCGACAGCAAGUGCACCAGACGACAUGAUAUUGGGCUACUGUCUGCAGGCAUUGGGCGUGACGGCCACGCAUGUGCCCGCUCUGCAUCAGGCACGGCCGCAGGACUAUGCGUCAGAGCUGCUGCAGCUCAAUGCGCCCAUCUCGUUCCACAAAUACUGGCACACCACGCCGGAGCACACGUACAAGCGUUGGCUCGGAGGCGCUCUGGGCAACGCUAGUUCAGCUCAUGCCACGGCCAAGGAUCGACGUGCUGCGCCGCUGAUACUGAACGGACUGCUGCAGCUGCCAAAUCAGCUGCCAGCUGGCUUGGAAGGCCCCUCCAAGCACUUGGAUCUCUAAAAAAAAAAAAAUGCUCAG
This is a messenger RNA of Drosophila mojavensis, 1909 nucleotides long. RefSeq names its product beta-1,3-glucosyltransferase. Gene Ontology annotation, cellular component: membrane. Lineage: Eukaryota; Metazoa; Arthropoda; Insecta; Diptera; Drosophilidae. The record is from RefSeq and is a predicted model, not a curated record. Bases 146 to 1891 code for a protein of 581 amino acids. Gene Ontology annotation, molecular function: acetylglucosaminyltransferase activity. The transcript is spliced from 6 exons.